AUGGACGAAGCAGUAGCUUGGAUUCUGAUGGCAUCAGUAAUGGCAGCGUUCUUGGGAGGAGUGGAGUCCAAGGCGAGGGUGUGUUACUUCGGUCCCCCACCGGAACCUGAUCCUGAUAAUCCGGAUCACUGGAUGAAACAAGUCAUGCAAGAGAUACGGGAACGUUGCCCGGGAAAGAAGGAACGCACCUCAGUCACUCCUGAGUGUUUGAUACCAAAAGCCCUAGGACUUGAAGACGGAUCCAUCACUGACGGUCAAAUCAGCUCGUCUGGUGCUUUGGACGCUUAUCCUGCUCAGAACGCCCGCCUGAACGAUGAUCUUGCAUGGUUACCCUCAGGUGCAAAUCCCUGGAUCGAGGUGGACCUCAUUGAGAGUAAAGUCGUGUCGGGCCUCAUCACACAAGGCUGGUAUUUUGGGUAUGUGACGACGUACAAGGUGGCAUACAAGAAGCAGCCGUCAUCUGGAUACGAACACGUAACAGAUGUUAAUGGAGACGUCAUGGUAUUCAUCGGUAAUACUGAUACCCACACGCCGGUCACUAACCUGUUUGAUGAGAGUGUGGUGGCGACAGUAAUGCGCAUUGAGCCUACUGAAAGGAAUAUUAUUGCUGCGCUCCGGUUUGAGCUGCUUGGAUGUCAUGAUUAA
This is a messenger RNA of Patiria miniata (bat star), 645 nucleotides long. RefSeq names its product lactadherin-like. NCBI's taxonomy places the organism in Eukaryota, Metazoa, Echinodermata, Asteroidea, Valvatida, Asterinidae. The coding region runs from base 1 to 645 and encodes 214 amino acids. The transcript is spliced from 5 exons. The record is from RefSeq and is a predicted model, not a curated record.